Messenger RNA from Acipenser ruthenus (sterlet), 2842 nucleotides. Its product is annotated as AP-4 complex accessory subunit Tepsin-like. Lineage: Eukaryota; Metazoa; Chordata; Actinopteri; Acipenseriformes; Acipenseridae. Bases 394 to 2259 code for a protein of 621 amino acids. Gene Ontology annotation, cellular component: trans-Golgi network membrane. The transcript is spliced from 13 exons. The record is from RefSeq and is a predicted model, not a curated record.
CAGAUUCCUGAUUAGCCCUGAUCCAUACUGAACUUCUGAAAGCUGUAGCUGCAGUGUGUCCCCAGAAGACCAUGCAUUGAUUUCUUCCUCUCCAAUUUACACCAAGAAUUUAAGUAUGUUCAAUAGUGACAUUUACUCGUGGAUGCAUUACACUUCAUAUGAUAGACAAUAGCCAGCAUUAAUAUCAAGCAGACUGUAUUUUACCAAGGGAAUAAUGCCAGCUGGUUUCGUAACAAGCAGUGAGUGGACCUGAUCACAGUCCUGGCAUUCAGGAACACCCUCGCUUAGCUGGCAGGAAUUUGAGCAAAAACAUGCUAAAAUCUCCUCGGGAUUGGUUACACAAAUCAUACCUCGCUGUGGCUGACUGGACAGGUAAAAAAGGUGCCCACUCUGAUGAAAGCCACCUCUGAUGAUGAUACUGCAUGUCCCGGGUACCUGUUUGAAGAAAUUGGCAAGGUGUCCCAUGAGUCCGUGGGAGGCUGUCAGUGUCUGCUGCAGUAUCUCCUGGAGAGGCUGCAGAGUGAGUCCUGCCAUGUUAAACUGAAGGUGCUGAAGAUCCUUCUCUACCUCUGCAAUCAUGGCUCGCAUCACUUCCUGUCUGAGCUCCGCAGAAACGCCACCUUCGUCCAGGAAGUGACUGUGUUCAGUGGCCCUCCCGACCCGGUCCAUGGAAUCGCAUUGUACCAGAGAGUGCGGGCUGCAGCCCAGGAGCUGGCCAGUGUGUUGUUCUCUGACUCGGUGCUGCCCCCUCCUGCUCUGUCUCCCUGCAAAGCCUCUGUGCCCGCAGGAAUGGGCUCAGGGACGGGGCUGAACUCUGGAAUGCAAGGCUUUGGAUACAGCCCCGGCAGAAACGUCUCCACAGAGGGCACUCUUCUGGACAGGAUCCAGAAAGCUGCAGAAGUGGUGGUCAAUGCCAUCCUUCCUCCCAUGGAGCUUCCCACCUCCUGCCUCCACGACAUCAGCUACCAGCCUGUGAUGGCGCCCUCUGCUGCUGUGGAGGCCUCGGUGCAACUGUCGACUACCCCCCUGCCCUCCCACAGCAUGAAAGCUCAACAGAGGCGUCCUGGCCUGGCCGGGGGAGGCUGGGAGGAGAGCGACAGUGGACACAGCUCCCAGAACUCCUCUCUGGAGAAUGGGGAUCUCGGCAGGGCGUCUGUGGGCGGAAGCAGCAAGUCAGGGACUGAUAGCCAAUCAGGAGCCAGCAGAGAGAGCGGGGAUCUCUCUGAAAGGGUGGAGGCCAUGCAAUUGGGGGACUGUGCCCAGGAAAUGAUGCUGAUCAGCACCCUGUCCCAGGGCUCAAAGGUCUUCCUGUCCAGAGACGAGACACAGCACUUCAUCAAGGAGUAUGUGCAGAAUAUGUGGUGGCAAUUACAAGAUUUGUCCACCAGGUGUGCAAUCCUGAACUGUGAGGUGGUGGUGCAGCUGCUCAGCAAGAAGCUUCAGGACCCUGCAGAAACCGUCUCAAUGAGGUGUCUAUGUGCCCUGGCCUGCUUGAUGUCAUCAGACCUGCUCUCCCUUGACCGGAUUUUUGCAGUGGCCCAGAAGCCCUUGCUGCAGCUGAGCAAAGGUUCUGCAGGACCUGUGGCUAACAAAGCAACAAAGCUCCUGCGGCAGUUCGAGGCGCUGACAGCAGGUGGGAGACUGAACAGCAGCACCUCCUCCUCUUCUCUCCCCGCGAUGUUGCCCCAGCUCCGAGACAGGUCUCCCGACUCGAGGGCCAGUGGAGCCCUCUUACUGCUCUCUCACACAUCCUCGCAGGGGUCAGGGGCCUCCGCCUCAAAUUCAGGGUCAAAAACAGACAGCCAGAUCUUGCAAACUGAGUCAGCUCUGCACAGUUCCAGCGUGGAAACAGACACAUGUAGUGACUCCUGCUGCCCGCAGCGAUUCGAAGACACUUGUUUGACAGACAGCAGGGACUCCCAGGACAGUGAAAACACAAACUGUUCACACAAACAGCAGAGGGACCCUUCAGAUGCCAAUUCUGAUUCAAGUUCUGGUUCAGUUGAGCCGCCCCUUGAACCUGUUGCUGGUAAUCUCUGUCUGUUUAGCGGGAUGGAGCUUGUUACUAGAGGAAAGCUAGUGACUGCCAGUUCCAACGGAGGGACGACCACACAGCCUUUAAACUGCACUACAAAACAAAAUAAAAAAACUGCAGGUGCUGCAGAUUCUACAGACUGUACCACAAACAGCGUCACUGGGUCUCCACAGCCUGACACUGAACACAAGCACCUGUCUGCCUUCACCUUCCUCAACGUUUAAAAUGCCAAGUCCGACGUCUGCCAACAAAGUUAAAUAACCAAAAACCUACUUCAUUAAAGCAAUUAUUGUUUAUUUUUUGACACUGUUUUCUAUGAUUAAAACUUUUUUUUUUUUUUUUUUUUUUUUAAUUUAAAUCAAGUACACCUAGAGAGGCUGACUCAUACUGAAUUGAAAUGUUCUGUAUUUAAAUCCAAGUCCCUAUUCAUAUUGAAGUGAAGUAUGGAACAGAUCGCUGUGCUAGGGCAUAGUGGAGUCCAGUAUUCAGAACACAGUGUCUUGAAUUCACCCAAUACUGGCAUUCUGAAUACCCAGUUUACAAAGUGGAAUUUAAUUCCCAUUUGGGAUAAUGUACUAAAACUGAAUCUAGUAGUCAAAUCAUAUUACUGUUACUGACUAACCAUAGGUAAGUAAAGCAAAUCCCUGUAAAAACCUACACAAUGCUUUGAUGUGGGUAAAAGCUGUAUCUCAUCAUCAGGUAACAAGACCAUUCAAGUGCAGGUUUUACACCCCCCCUCUCCUGUGUAACAAUGCAAAGAACUGUAAUUCCACACUGAAAAUAAAGUAACUCCCUGUGAUAAUGCAA